CACCCUUCACCCCCCUCGUUCUCAUCUGCCACAGUCCAGCACUCCACCAUCAUCACAGAUUUGACACUUGAGACCAGCCAGCUCAGAUCAAGAUCCCACAGGGACUGAGACCCAGUGAGCACUUGUGCCCCGUCAAGUCCCCCAGAGCCCCUGUAGGCACACGGGCACAGCCAGAUUGUAGGACUGGCUGCUAGUCAUGAGUGAAUUCUGGUUGUGCUUCAACUGCUGUAUCGCCGAGCAGCCGCAACCGAAGCGGCGGAGACGUAUAGAUCGGAGUAUGAUCGGCGAGCCCACCAAUUUUGUCCACACAGCGCACGUAGGGUCUGGAGAUCUCUUCAGUGGCAUGAACUCUGUGAACUCAAUUCAGAAUCAAAUGCAGUCAAAGGGCGGGUAUGGAGGAGAGGCCAUGCCUGUUAAUGUACAAAUGCAGCUGGUGGAUACAAAAGCAGGAUAAUUUGUUUUUGGAAGGGGUUCUGUGAUGUCACCGGUACCCCUCCAGCAUCUCGCCAUGUGCCCUCAGUGAAGACUUCACACCUCAAUCUUACGCAGCAAAUAACAGGACAGUUGCACAUGGUAAAUAGAUUGUCCUGAUUGUCAGACAGCAGGACCCCACAGCACUUCAAUGUUGUGUCUGACCCUGCUCAAUAACAGACGCUUGCAUGCCCCUUGAUACCUACCGGCCUAGAUGUGCAAAGUGUGUUUCACUGCAUCCUCUGUUGUUUGCAAUCAACAGUUGCUCUUUCAUUGUGCAAAAAGUGUGUGUCUGGAACCAGUAAGAACAAUUAAUUUGGUUUGGUCCUGUUUUGUUUCCUCAUUUUGCCAUGAAAAGUCUGCUUUGUAAUUUUAGUUUAAUAAUCAGUGUGGAGCUGACAACAAUGUUUGUAUAGAAGUGGCUAGCAACGCACAUGGGGUGCCAAACUGCUCAGUGUAAUGAAAUGGCAAGAAGUACUUUCUGUUUUAAUGCGGACACAACGAAUGGCAUUUUUUUUUAUUAAGGAAAUGUGAUUGUUACCUUGCUGUUUACAAUGUUCCAAUUGCAUUCCUUGUUUUUUCUGUUCUUGUGGUGAUGACUGCUGUGUCAAUGUUCAUACGUAACUUGAUGUAAAGAGACUCAAGCUAUAGAUACUGUAAAGAUAAUAUGUAAAAAAGACAAUUUAGUUUAGCUGUUCUAAAGCUCGUUAUUGAUGUAUCUUCUAAUACAUGGGCAUUUCAAGAAAUAAGGUAACAAGACAUAUUAAUGUAAACUAAUUACAUAUUUAAUCAAAAUAUCCCACCAUGUCUGAUUAGGUAGAGUGCUGCUUCCUCUCAAGGCCACACGACAGCACCACCUGUUGGACAUAAUGUCCAGUUUCAAGAUGGCUGGUCUCAUGAAAACUUGUUAAGAUGUUGAUUAAGUAUCAUAAAACAAAAAUGAAAAAAAGGCAGUCAUGUUACCCUAUUUCAUGGCCUUAUAUGUCUUGUACUUAAACCUGGGGCCAUUCCAUUCACUCUUGUCUGCAGUUAUUGUAGCUUUGUUCAAAGGUUAUUUUUGAAAAUCUUCAUUCCCCCAGAAAUCAUGGCCUUGUCUGACAGCGUAUAUAGAUCAAGGAGCACUCCACUCCGCCCCUGGACUGACAGCAAAACUAUCAAUGUUUUAUAAAGUGCAAUAGCAUUUUAUUUAUUCUGUAUAUUGUGCUAUUCAAAGCCUGCUAUGUCAUUGUGAAUACAAGCCAGAACAAAAUGUAAUGUAAAGAAAUGUAAAAUCUUAAAAAAUGUUAAUAUUUUGUAUUUGAGAUAAAUUAAAGUAAAUUACCUUGUAGGAUUUAAGAUACAAUGCUAAAUGUAUUUGUGCUUAGGACCAUUUAAACAUUUGUCUUUUGUUGAAGUGCUUUAUGUUUGCAUAUACUUGCACUGUGUUUAUCAUGACCUACCCUUAUAGGGAUAGUUCACGCAAAAAUGAACAUGCUCUCAUCAUUUACUCACCCUGAUGCCAUCCCAGAUGUGUAUGUUUUUCUUUCUUCAUGCAGAACACAAACAAAGAUUUUUAGAAUCUGCUAAUUCUCUCCUGGGUUUUAAGUCUCGCCAAACUUGAACUUUGGAACUUUUAUGAAGUCGCCAAAUGUGAACUUUUUUAAGGAAAACAAAACUUCUUUGCAUGAGCUUGUGUUUCUGUUCUCACAGGCAUAUAAAUGAACGUAAAUAGAGUGUGAAGUUUAGUUCGCCUUCUGCCAUUUUGGCACUUUUUAUUUGACACAUGAUGUGCACUGGACUCAAAUGGAUAUUUUGGUAUUUUUGGCAGAAAUCAGAGUGGAUCUGUGAUGUUAUGAUGAUGAAGAUAUUUCAGAAGCACAAUCUGAUAGAUUUCUGUUUUAUUGCAAUAUGAUUUAAAGUGUGGCCAAAGUGUUUUCAGUCAACAUGCAAUACAUGAAAUUAAAUGUACUAUCUGCCUUUUGUCAUGAAUGGAUUUCAACAUCAGGGAAACAUGCUCAACUUUGUUAAUUUCAGAUGUGAAAACUCAAUUGUGGUGCCCAUUAUUUAACAUUGUAUGUCAGCUGGUAGAUUACCAAAUGUGUUCUGUUGAAAUAAAUAUUUUUUACAUGCUGAAUUACCAGCUGUGUGUGACCUUGUUGG
This is a messenger RNA of Xyrauchen texanus (razorback sucker), 2610 nucleotides long. RefSeq names its product CDC42 small effector protein 2. The record is from RefSeq and is a predicted model, not a curated record. Gene Ontology annotation, biological process: regulation of Rho protein signal transduction. Lineage: Eukaryota; Metazoa; Chordata; Actinopteri; Cypriniformes; Catostomidae. The transcript has 4 exons. Gene Ontology annotation, cellular component: plasma membrane. Gene Ontology annotation, molecular function: small GTPase binding. The coding region runs from base 197 to 454 and encodes 85 amino acids.